AUGGACAACACGUCGUGGCCGCGUUGCCGCGUCCACGUACAUACACACAUAACAUCUGUAUGUGUUACUUCUGCCACUCAAGCUGACGUUACUGUCUUCAAGGCUUUCCAAGAAACCUACCCAGAAUUCUCUAGAUGGUUCAACCAUAUUGCUGCUAAGGCCGAUGAAUUCGAAUCCUUCCCAGCUGCCACCGCUACCCCUGCCGCUGAAGAAGAAGAUGACGAAGACGUCGACUUAUUCGGUUCCGAUGACGAAGCUGAUGAAGAAGCUGAAAAAUUAAAGGCUCAAAGAAUUGCUGAUUAUAACGCUAGAAAGGCCGCUAAGCCAGCAAAGCCAGCAGCUAAAUCUAUUAUCACUUUGGACGUUAAGCCAUGGGAUGAUGAAACUGAUUUGGAAGCAAUGGUUGCUAACGUUAAAGCCAUCGAAAUGGACGGUCUAUCUUGGGGUGCUCACCAAUUUAUUCCAAUUGGUUUCGGUAUCAAGAAACUACAAAUUAACUGUGUUGUUGAAGAUGACAAAGUUUCUAUGGAUGAUUUACAACAAGCCAUUGAAGAAGAUGAAGAUCAUGUUCAAUCUACCGAUGUUGCUGCUAUGCAAAAAUUAUAA
Naumovozyma dairenensis CBS 421 is the source of this 606-nucleotide messenger RNA. RefSeq names its product translation elongation factor 1 subunit beta (gene EFB1). Gene Ontology annotation, molecular function: translation elongation factor activity; guanyl-nucleotide exchange factor activity. Lineage: Eukaryota; Fungi; Ascomycota; Saccharomycetes; Saccharomycetales; Saccharomycetaceae. The record is from RefSeq and is a predicted model, not a curated record. Bases 1 to 606 code for a protein of 201 amino acids. Gene Ontology annotation, biological process: translational elongation. Gene Ontology annotation, cellular component: eukaryotic translation elongation factor 1 complex; cytosol. The transcript has 2 exons.